GGAUUUUGUUUUGGGUACGUUGGUACUGUUGGUAGAACUGUAGCGUAAUUUUAACCCAACUAUUGUUUACCGGUGCUUUUUUUUGUAUUCGGUUAAUUUUCGGCUUUUGCACCGUAAUUUUGAAAGUUCUUUACCAACAGGCGUAAUAUACGGUAGAAGUAGAUAACAGUCGUUUACAAGAUGGAUAUUCGACCAAAUAAUACCAUUUAUAUCAACAAUUUAAACGAAAAAGUUAAAAAAGAUGAACUGAAGAAGUCUCUAUAUGCCAUAUUUUCCCAAUUCGGUCAAAUCCUAGACAUUGUUGCUUUGAAAACUCUGAAAAUGAAGGGACAAGCUUUCGUUAUCUUUAAGGAGAUUCAAAGUGCAACAAAUGCUUUACGUUCAAUGCAAGGAUUCCCUUUUUACGAUAAGCCAAUGCGAAUACAGUACUCCAAAUCCGAUUCCGAUCUAAUAGCACGAAUGAAAGGCACUUAUACGGAACGACCGAAAAAGAUUCGUCCACCUCCAGUUAAGGGCGAGGACGAGGCGCCCAAAAAGAAAAAGAAGAACAAGGACCCUAACCGAAUACCUGGUGGAAGUAAUGCUGAGCAGCCGCCGAAUCAAAUUCUAUUCUUAACCAAUCUACCUGACGAAACCAGCGAAAUGAUGCUGUCGAUGCUUUUCAACCAAUUUCCCGGGUUUAAGGAGGUUCGUCUCGUUCCCAACCGGCACGAUAUUGCUUUUGUGGAAUUCGAAAAUGAGAUGCAGUCGGGUUCGUCAAAGGACGCGUUGCAGGGCUUCAAAAUUACACCUACGCACGCUAUGAAAAUAACGUUUGCUAAGAAAUAAGUUCGUGUGUACGGCGUGGAGGAAUACAAUUUUAAUUUUGUAAUAUUAAUUAGGAUGUAAUAUUUUUCAAUUGAUAGGAAUUUAUGUUGCACAUGAAUAAGAAUAAACAGGACAGCCUUUUGUAUAUG
This is a messenger RNA of Photinus pyralis (common eastern firefly), 956 nucleotides long. Its product is annotated as U1 small nuclear ribonucleoprotein A-like. The transcript is spliced from 4 exons. NCBI's taxonomy places the organism in Eukaryota, Metazoa, Arthropoda, Insecta, Coleoptera, Lampyridae. Gene Ontology annotation, cellular component: U1 snRNP. The record is from RefSeq and is a predicted model, not a curated record. Gene Ontology annotation, molecular function: U1 snRNA binding. The coding region runs from base 181 to 828 and encodes 215 amino acids. Gene Ontology annotation, biological process: mRNA splicing, via spliceosome.